UCCAAGGCGAGCGCUUCGCAACUCGCAAAACUCAUUUCGCCAUUGUUAUUGUUAUUGUUAUGCGUUAUUUUGUUUUUGCUGCCCGUUUUCCAUUGACAUUCAAUUUGAUAAGCGGCAAAUCAAAAUUGACUGUUUCGUGAUGUCAUGGUAAAAGUGUCGCUUAUCAAAGACUGAAAACGAUAUCAGAAUUGUGUUUGCCAACGGAAACAGUUAAUAAAUACUCGCGAAAUCGAAAGCAAAUUGCAGAUAGUAACAGAAAAAGAGCAGCUACAUUAGCCGCAAUGACUACCGCUAGCGACUACCAAGUGUAUCUGGAGACAGCCUGGCAAUGGCUGAACUACCUGCCCUACCUACUGGUGGCCUACGUCCUGCUCACGCUGCUGCCCAAGUCGCUGAUGCGCAUGAAACGGUUCGCGGACGCUGACUUCGAGGCGAAUCGUCACAAAUUCCAUCGCUGCUAUGGCCCUGAGCUGUGCUGCCACGCCCAUGUCAAAGCCAAUGCCCAGGCGCAGACGCAGGAGCUGCCGGCUAAGCAGCCGAAGCAACGCAAGCCGGUGACUCGAGUCUAUCCGAAGCGACAACAGCCGCUGACCCGGCCGGAGCUGCCGUCCAUUAAGCACAACAAUGUGACAAAGAUUGCGCGCAUGUUCGAGUCGGGCAAUACGACGCGGCAGGUGAGCCGCGUGACACCUGUAGCGCUGCCCGAAGUGCGCCUGCUGGGCGCCAGCGAGGGGUCCAGCGAGACGACGCCCUGCGUCUCGCGCAAAGGCAGCAUUGCCACACAGAUGCAGCACAUUGAGCAUGCCAUGCAACUGUGGCAGGAGCUGCAGGAUCAGCAGCAACAGCAGCAGCAGCCGCAGCCGCAGCAACAAAAGUCAGUAAAUGAUUGGGAGCCCAUGUCGGCAAUGCCUGUGCCGAGCAUAAGACGCAGCCUCGGCACCUCAGCCACGCCCUCAACGGCAUCACCGCUGUGCAGCUCACCUGAGCCACAUUCACCAUUGCUGCUGCGCCAGCCGCCGGCACUAUGCCUCAAGUCUAGCAUGGAGGACAUCUUCCAGGCCAUCGCGCGCAGCGCCGAGGAGCCCGUCGACUGCAACAGCCUCUCGCCCAUCACCUGCAUCGACGACAUACUCUCGGAGCGCAGAUUCUCGCGGCCCCUGUCCGCCUACUCCAUAACAGAUCUGCUCAACGAGGAGCAGGAGACGCUGUUUGUCAACGAGACGACGCUGCAGCAGCUGGAGACCAGUUGAGAUCAUGCUGAUGAGUUGGGCUGAGUUCAGUUGACGCCGAGUGCAUUCCUAGCUCAGCUGCUCUCGGGUCACUUAGUUUGUGCCAUGUGCGAGCUCGAAAGGCUUUCAGCAUGCUUCUCUCUCCCUCUCCCUCUCCAGCUGUCUCUUUCUAUCUCAUUCUUGCUCGCUUAUCUAUUGCUUGCUUGACUCAUAAUCAUACGAUACGCCACGCCUCCGCCUCGGCCUUCGCCCUUCCCUGGCUGUUGCGCAGCAUUUGCCAGUUGCAUUUUGUUUGUUUAAUUAGCGAAAACUUAAGCAAAUAAAAGUCACAUAGAGGAAUAACAGUU
Molecule: messenger RNA, 1576 nt
Organism: Drosophila hydei
Lineage: Eukaryota; Metazoa; Arthropoda; Insecta; Diptera; Drosophilidae
Product: formin-J
Exons: 2
Coding region: 282-1250 (322 amino acids)
Source: RefSeq, a predicted model, not a curated record